Molecule: messenger RNA, 1260 nt
Organism: Verticillium dahliae VdLs.17
Lineage: Eukaryota; Fungi; Ascomycota; Sordariomycetes; Glomerellales; Plectosphaerellaceae
Exons: 2
Coding region: 1-1260 (419 amino acids)
Biological process (GO): carboxylic acid metabolic process
Molecular function (GO): carbon-carbon lyase activity; pyridoxal phosphate binding
Source: RefSeq, a predicted model, not a curated record
AUGACUUUCUCAUGUGGCAUCGACUUUUCCAAGCCAGCCGACAAGGGCGAGCUCGAAGACGUCUUUGCAGAGACCAUCGGACAAUGGGACAAGACGGUACGAAAAGCCGUCGGGUAUCCGCGCAACUGGAUCAGACACCCCAAGAUCCAGGAGCUCAUGAAGACAGCCGGCGACUACGGAGUGCACAACGUCGGCAACUGGGCCGAGGGAGGGCGUUUCGCGCCCGAGGCCUUCUGCUACGAGUUCGAAGUCAUGCUGUUCUUCAUGGAGCUCUUCCACUGCGCCGGCGGCGAGGACAGGUACUGGGGCUACAUCGACGCCAGCGGCAGCAGCGGGAACAUCUGGGCGGCGACGGUGGGCAAGGCGGUGCUGCGCAAGGCCGGCGGCCGGGAUCCGGUCAUGCUCUUCAGCAAGGCGGCCCACUACUCGUUUGACACGGCCGUGCUGCAGAACGGGCUGCGCGCGCAGACGAUUGACGAGAAGGACGACGGCUCGAUCGACAUGGCGGCGCUCCGGGAGGCGUUUGAGAAGCAUGACGACCGCCCGAUAUGGAUGGGCAUCCUCUGCGGAGGGACCGUCAAGGAGGGGCGCGAUAAUAUCCGGCAGAUCCUCGAGCUCGCCCGGGACUCGGGGCGGCCGCGCAGCGACUUCUUCUUCCACGUCGAUGGCGCGUUCAGCGCAGUGCCUCUCGCGCUGAUGAGUGAUGCCGAUGACGCUGAUAUCGUUCCGAGCUUUGGGCUUGACGUCGACGGGUUCGGCAUCGACACCCUCAACGUGUCGACGCACAAGUUCAUCGGCACGCUGGACACGGGGGGCAUGAUCCUGAUGCGCAGAGAGCACAGUGAGGCCGUCGCCGUCAAUGUCGAGUACAUCCAGUCGGUCCACAAGACGCAGAUCGGGUCGAGGAACGCGAGGGCCAUCCUCGAAUGUUGGAUGCUGAUCAAGUACGUCGGACGGGAUACGUUUACCGAAUGGGCCUUUGCGUGCGCCCAGAGGGCCCGUAAGUUGAAGAAGGAAAUGGCAACAGUCGGGGCUGAGGACAUUCUUCUGAACCACAACGCGAUGACUGUGUACUGCAAAGAGUUUUCGCCCCAAGUGUCGAAGGAGUUUUAUCUGGCGCCCCAAAAGGGCUACGUACAUGCCAUCAUCACACCGCACACAUUACAUCCUUCUGAAUUGGGGACAAACAGAGAGGGGGAGCCCUUUGAGGGGUUCGACACGGCGAACCGGUUUGUGGAGGCUGUCGGAAAGCGGCGAUGA